AUGUAUCGGAAGUUGUCUAAGUUAGAACACUCGGAAAUAAAACAACUUCUUACAGAAGCUAAUAUAGAUGUUGCAAAGCAUUACGCAACAAACAAAAAAGCACUCGCUGACUUCAUUAAAGACUAUAAUGGUGCAAUAAGUUAUGAUAGAAUUCAUGAGUUCAUAAAGCCGCAACGCGGCGAGGACGAAGUCCAUGCAAGAGCAUUUCCUUUAAAUGACAUUGCUAUUGACUUAUAUCAUAGACGUUCAGUACCUCAUGAAGUAAGAAGAGAAAUAUUUGACAUAACAAAUGCAAACGUUGGUGAAACAAGAAGAAGAGACGACACACUGAAACAACAGAGAAGAGAGAUGUUUAAAAGUGCUAUAGAACAAGUUCGCAAAGCUAACGAUGUCAUUCGUUCCAUUGACGACAAACCAAAAGAAGGUGAGAGAUGGUUAA
Molecule: messenger RNA, 439 nt
Organism: Trichomonas vaginalis G3
Lineage: Eukaryota; Parabasalia; Trichomonadida; Trichomonadidae
Product: organellar and viral DNA polymerase type B
Exons: 1
Source: RefSeq, a predicted model, not a curated record